CCUUUACUUCAUAAUUUUUCAUGUGUUAAAAAUAAAAAAAAAACUAGUCAAGUUGGAUGUUGAUCUAAAUCUAGAUCCCAGUGCUUAUUAAUCAUUAGACUAGAUGUAGAUCUAGAUCUAGAUUCAAUUAAAUGGGUUAAGAAAGUGCCGUUAUAUUUUUUUAUAAUUACUAGACGUCGAGAUCGAGGUAUUGUGAUUUAUAAUUUAAUCCGUGGUGACGUUGUGGUUAUUAUCUUUGUUUAUAAAUGGCGGACAGCGUAAAAAUAGUUGACAAGCAAUAUUUGAAGCGUAAUAAUCCACAAUCGGGUCAUAUACAUAAAGGUCAUGCUAUUGUUGCAGCCAAUGCUUCAAUACCUACAAAAUUUCAGACAAUAAUUACAGAAAAUAGUGACAAGACUGGGUUUUUAUCAAAAGCAAAACGUUUUAAAGGUGAUACUUUCAUGACAGAAACACCAGCACCGAGCUCCUAUGGAGACAUUAGCAAAACAGAUUCUUUCAGUCCAUCUUUUUCAAAAAAAGGAACAGGUACAUUUGCCUCAAAGUCUAAAAGACAGUUUCAGUUCAUGUCAACAUGUGGACCUGGUCCAGGAGUAUACUCUCCACCCAGUAUGCUAAGCAGCAGAAAAGAUUUUAACAAGUGUUUGGUUGAGAGAUUAUUCCAGCUCCCCAUCGCUCAGAUUGUCGAGAAAACCAAUGGUGUCCCAGCUCCAAACACUUAUGAGGUCCUCAAAUAUAAAACUGGUAAAGCCAAUAAUGUGUCGGCCAAUGCAGCUUUUAAAUCAAAGUCAAAGAGAGAACUUAUGGAAUUAUCAGAACAAAUGAGAAACCCAGCCCCAGGUCAGUACAAUGUCAAUGACCAGCCACUUCACAAUAGUGUCAAAGUUCCUUUCUCAAGUUUUAAAUCGAAAUCCAAGCGGCAACUUUUAGAAACACCAGAUGAUAUUCCUGGUCCUGGUACAUACAAUCCAAAUGGAGAUGUGGAGCAACCACAGAAACUUAUUUUUCCACGCAAACACUAUUUGUGUAUAUCUGCACCAGCCAUGCCCCUUCCUGCAACUCCCCCCUCCCCUGGACCAGGUGCUUAUGAAACCAAAUACUUUACAGACACACCCAAGCAUUACAUGUCCAGUUCUGCCUUUGUGUCCACGACGGGACGCUGGUCAGGCAACAGCCGUAAUGCAGAGUUUCCAGGUCCUUCUCACUAUCGUCCAAUCCAUGUUGGAAAACAGUCCUUCAUAUUUAACUCAUCGAGACGAUGGAUUUAACAGUCUCGUUAGCGAGUUAAAGCAAGAUGGAAAAAUGAUGAUGACACUAAUAUAAAGUGUCUCUCGUACAACCGACAGGAAGUCAUUGCAUAUGUCUGUAUGUCCAAAGCAUGGCUUGGCGCUGUACAAAAUUUGUGAUAUGUAUUAUAAGUUUUCUGUAAAGUAUUUUUUCACAAUGUUCAACCUAUUCCUGAGUUGACUUUUUGGCUUUGUCCAAUCAAUGAUAGUGAUGUGACAGUAACUAUUUGGAUACAAAGUCAUUGAUUAGUUAUCAUCAGAAUGGAAGAAAAGUCUUUAAGUUUAUUUGCUUGCUUAUCAAACAAAUCACAUUAGCCAAAAGUUUGUGAGGAGGUGGUAUGUUUGUAAAAAGUAACUUAUAGCACAAAACAAUUUCAGAAUUUGUUUAAUUUACCAGAAAAACUGUGUAUGCUUGAGACUGAUAUAAACCUGGGCAGGAAACGUUUCUGUAAUACAUCUAAUUUACUUUGUUACUUCCUAAUACUUUUAUUGUAAAAAAAAAUAUUUUGUUCUUUUCUCUAAAAUGAAUAUUUAAAAAUUUUUUUUUUUGUAUAAAUGUAAGUUUUUGAAUUAGUGUUUGCACACAGCAGUGAUACCCAAGGGGUCAGGGUAGCUGAGUGGUAAAGCACUUGGCUUCUUAACAGAGAGAGCUCAGGUUCAAAUCUCUGUGAAGAUUGCAAUUUUGAAUUUCAUGAUUUUUAGACACAACAAUUGUCACCUCACCAUGUCUACUCAACUUUAAUGGGUACCUGACACUAGUUAGGAAAGUAAAGAUGGUUCGUCAUUGUGCUUGCCACAUGAGACCCUUGUUAACUGUUGGCAACAGAAACAGAAGACACAAGAUCUGAAAGGGGAUACUUUAUUAUUUUUUUUAAAGAGAUACCCAACCCUAUGUGGUACACACAGUGCAACAAUUAUUUGUCAACUCAGCCUAUGUCUUUGUUUCCAACACUGUUAAUGGUUAGAAAUGAUUUGCUUACAUAAAGUCUAGCCUUCAAAUAAAAUAUUGUGCUAUUCUGCACAUCCCCUCACAAUUUAGGCCAGUGGUUCUUAACCUUUUAUGCUCGGCGACCCCUUUUUACAAUCCAACACACACACAAUGCAAUAGAAGAAUAGACAACAAUCCAUAUUUUCAAUGGUCUUAGGCGACCCCUGGCUAAUCGUCAAUCGACCCCUAAGGGGGUUGCGACCCACAGGUUGAGAACCCCCCCCUCGUACUUUACAGUCAUAUGAAACAUUGAAACAAGCAAAUAAACACAAAACACCAAUCAGUAACAACUUUGUUUUAUUACAUUGAAAAUUUGUUUUUUAAAUUUGUUUAUAAGGUAACCUCCUCAUCUAGCUGAACAGCACACAAGAGUGAUUGACUUUGUGGUCUAGGGAGAUAUUGCUAACAAUAACAAGUUUCCUCUUAACAAAAUAAUUAAAAACACACACAAUUCAUAAUAACAAACAAAAAAAAACACAAAAAAACCCAUACUUCUUGGUUAUAGUUCUAAAAUACUGGCAGCUUGAUACAAAGAUUACAAUGCAUUCAAUUCAAUGUUGUGCAUCAGAGGCGAAGUGUUACUUACAGACUCGGCCAAAUGUUCAGAUCAUCACGUUGCAUAGCGACUUAGAAAAUGCUUGGGACCGACACAUUACUAGAUGAGGACUUUGGGCAAGUCAUGACAUUGGACUCGAUCUCGAAAUUUUAAUCGUUAACUGGGAUGAUAGAUUGUGAGAUUCCAACUGGGCUAGUCCAUGCAACAACCAAGACCACUUUGGGUGAAUGGAGAAGAAGGGGAGGGAACAAUGAAAAUGAUUUCAGAAGCGACUGAGAAAUUUAAAAAAAAUAGACUUACAAAAACAAGUUACAUUUUUCUUCUGGGUUCAUAACCAAAAAAUAAAGUUUAACAAAGAGGUGAUCAGCUUAAAAAAAAUAAAUCUUUAAGUUACAUUAAGUCUCACGAUGGGAAGAACCCAAAUCUAAAUGAAUUAUUCUUACCUUAAAGCCAAACACAUUUCCGAAUAAAAAAAAAUAUGUUCCAGUAAACCAGAGAAAUGUAUGUACAAGUAGACUUAAUGAAGUUUCUACACAAGUCCAUAUACUAUUUACAAUGGAAUCAAUACUUGUGAGUCUGUCCACUUCUUAUUGUUACCCUUACUCCACUGAAAGACAAGAUGCGCAAUUAAUUCAAACUUUAUUAAAGUCCUUAUGUUUGUGCUAAGUAAACCUACAUCAAGGAUGAAUUUAUGACAACCAAACAUUUGUGACCUCACAACUAGACUUUAUAUUUGAUGAAAACACUGACUAUUUUCCCCAUAUUUUUAUACCAAUCAUGAAAUGACUUUGAGAUUCAAAGUUAAUCAUUCUAUUUUUUUAUACUGUGACCCACUUACCAAACAUUCAACCUUUUCUUUUAUCUUCAUACUUUUAUUUAUGCCAGCUGGGGACAAAUCAGAUCUAGUUUCUAGUUGAAUUUAUUGACAUUGAUCUGAGCCACCAAAUAAUUAAUUUGUUUACAGGCUAUGACAUAACAUUUCACAGUUUGAUUUGGAAAGUGUUUCAAUGAUGAACAACUGUAAACAAUAAAGUCUGUCCUUAGGAGUGUUCAUUCAUUCAUUGUUUUAAGACCAUUGUCUUCUUUAUAUCUCAGCAAGCCACUAAUUAGGCUUACAAUUAAAAGUUA
This is a messenger RNA of Biomphalaria glabrata, 3955 nucleotides long. RefSeq names its product O(6)-methylguanine-induced apoptosis 2-like. The transcript has 9 exons. Gene Ontology annotation, molecular function: chromatin binding; histone binding. The coding region runs from base 246 to 1265 and encodes 339 amino acids. Gene Ontology annotation, cellular component: male pronucleus; female pronucleus; germinal vesicle. Gene Ontology annotation, biological process: epigenetic programing of male pronucleus. The record is from RefSeq and is a predicted model, not a curated record. Lineage: Eukaryota; Metazoa; Mollusca; Gastropoda; Planorbidae.